Messenger RNA from Dreissena polymorpha, 3297 nucleotides. Its product is annotated as secreted frizzled-related protein 1-like. Lineage: Eukaryota; Metazoa; Mollusca; Bivalvia; Myida; Dreissenidae. The record is from RefSeq and is a predicted model, not a curated record. The transcript is spliced from 7 exons. Gene Ontology annotation, molecular function: Wnt-protein binding. Gene Ontology annotation, biological process: negative regulation of canonical Wnt signaling pathway; canonical Wnt signaling pathway; non-canonical Wnt signaling pathway. The coding region runs from base 900 to 2555 and encodes 551 amino acids.
UAAUCGUGAGAUUAUGAUAAAAGUAAGCUCGUAUGUUUCAGUAUACGUUGUGAAUUACAAAUGUCAAAACUCGCGUCGCAUUGUUCUUUGUGUUAAUUUAAAUCUACUUAUCUUGAUUAUCAUUGUAUCAAUUAUCAUUGUUCAAUGCCAUAUCAAAUAAUCUACACAUGCUUAUCUUCUGUUUUGUUACGAAAAUAAAGGUUUCACACCUCUGGUGAAACAGAAGAAAAAACUGAACAAGAAAUAUGUUUACUUUGGCAAGCCGCACCUGUGUAAGUUUUAUUAAUUGUUGUUUCUUCAAUAGCAAUCUCCUCGGCGUCAUAAUGUACUUUGUUACGGCAGUGAUUUAUAAAAUGGUGUGAAAUUCUCGGACAAAAGAAUGCCGCUUCAGUUUUGAUGAAAGCACAUGUGUGCAGGUAUUGAUGUUAAAAUUUUGAUUUGCAUGCAUUAUAGAGCGCCCAGAGGUUUGUAGAGGGCCGUGACUUAGUUUUACGUUCGUCAUCACUUGGAAUAAACAUCAAUCAGACCGAAAGGCACAACGCUGGAUGAUUAUUAUACAGUUUGUAUACACCACAUACUGGACAUAUUAAUCAUAUAGAAAUAUGUGCAUUUCUUGUAAUUGCUUCUCAGUGAAACAGAAGCAUCUGGAAAAGUCAUUUUUGUGCUAAAGUUAACAUGCGACAAACAUUUCCAUGGGAAAACGCGGAACAAUGAAAUGAAUAUGCUGCGCGAUACGUGCGGAUUUUUGUUGAUAUUGAAAUGAACAACGAAAUAACGAUAAACACGCAUUUUUGAAACAUACUUUUUACCACACACACACGUUUGAAAAGUUCGGAUAAUUACUAAAGGGACUGUUUUCUAAAUGCACAUGUGCGUCUAAUUUAUCGAGCGUGCACGUGAUGUCUCGAGCGCUUUUCCCCGGACGACCUGUGAACAUGGACCUGCUGUACCGCUGUGUUUUCCUCGCCACUGUAUUUGCCCCCGUCCGCGGGAUCGAUUAUUACGACGGCAUGGGCUACGUUAGCGACCUCAGCGACUGGGGGUUGCUUGGGGGACGCGCGCACCAGCCCAAGUGCGUUGACAUCCCCGAAACAAUGACCCUGUGUAAGGACAUCGGCUACCAGACCAUGCGCCUGCCCAAUCUACUGGGCCACGAGUCCGAGUCCGAGGCGGCGGACCAGGCCCGCGUAUGGGUACCGCUUCUCAACCUUCACUGCCACCCGGACACGAGGCUGUUCCUGUGCUCGCUUUACUCGCCCGUGUGUCUCGAGCCAUCGGUGUAUCCCUGCAAGUCCCUCUGCAGUGGCGUUAAACGGGGCUGCGAGGAGAGGAUCAACAAUUACGGCUACCCCUGGCCGGAAAUACUCAACUGUGACAAGUUUCCUGACGAACUCUGCAUCGAACAGGUGAACUUCGAAAACGGGAACGGAGCGAACAGUAGCGCUGCUGCAAAUGUGUGUCACGCUUGCAAGCAGCCCAUGACGUUUGAGAGUCUUCUGGACAGCUACUGCUGGGCCAGCUUCGUAAUUCGCGUGCGAAUCAAGAAGGGUGUCGAUAACGAGCUAGGCGACAAAAAACUGGUGACCGCGGGCAAGGUAACGUUCUACAAACCUAACAACGUGUCCAAGGAGGAGAUGAAAAGCCUAGAGCUGAGCAUCACAGACGGCGCCAGCUGCGAAUGCAAUGCGGUCUCAAACGCCGGCAAGAAGUCCCUGGUAAUGGGCUCCAGACAGGGCAGCCGCUGGGUUGUCACCUACAUCAGCGACUGGUCCAAGGAUAAAGAGUUCUCGAAGGCCCUGCGCGCCAUCCGCAAAGGGCACGACUGCAAGAAGCAGAUAGAAAAGGAGAUAGGCGGUCAAAAUGAAGUCAUGAACGGUGGGCUAAGCAUCAGCAGCAAACCACCUUCCGGUACCGUCGGCUCGAACGUCGAUGUCACGGUGAGCGGCGGCAAAGGUUCGUUUGAGAUACCAGAUAUAAAUGAGGAUAAGAACAAAGAAGAUAACACGAACAAGAAAGGGAAGGGGAAGGGAAACAAAAAGAAAAAGGGAAAAGGCAAAGACAAAGGCAACAAUAAAGGAAAGGGAAAGGGAAGAAAGGGAAACAACAAAGACAAAACACAGAAGGAAGAUGAUCCAAUGACCGAUAUUGUUGGAUUCGGUUGUCUGCCGUGUAAGCAACCCCUGGUGUUUGAAAACCUUAUAGAAAAAUAUUGCGCUUCUAAAUUUGUCUUAAAAUUAACCGUAAGACGGUUAAAGAUGGACGCAAACGGCGACAAGAGAAUUCAACCUAAUAAAGUGAACCCAGAAGAGUUUUUGAAGAAGGAGGGGCUGUCCCCGCGAGACAUAAGGAAUAUACAACCCGUGAUAGCGGGCGGGUCGGGCUGUGACUGUCUCCAAGCGAAGCCCAAAAAUGUCCUGUUUAUAAUGGGGAAGAAAGAAGGCGGUCGCGAUGUUGUGACGUUCGUUAGUGAGAUGGUUAAAGAUAGUGAAUUUAAACGAUUUACGAAGGCCAUUCAGAGUGGUUACGAUUGUUCCAACGUUGUGCAAACAAACUAAUCAAACAAUAAGUAUUAGUGUAAAGAAAAAACGCUUCUUUGGUAAUGUUUCCAAGUGUAUAUAAUGGAAAAGGGAUGUUCGGACCUACGGACGCAUUGAGACGUGUGUAAGAAAGUGCCGUAGCUAAGAGACGGGGAUGAAAGGCGGUCCAUUCUGCAUGGAAAGCUGAUGAGUGCUAAGACGCUCUUGGUUUCAUUCUUUAUCGGAUUAAUACACACAGACACACCAUUUUAAUUGUUUUUUAGAGAAGUUUUUCGUUAUUGAUCUGAAUUGUGUUAUUUAAUUUUUAUAUAAUUAUAUUUCUUUUUUCGUGAGACAUUUUAUUUGUACAUAAUGGUCGAAUAGAAUACAUUUUUAAUAUUUUAAUAUUCGAAAUGCAUUCAGCCGUUUAAGUUCGGUAUUUAAUUUCUGUAUAGAAACACUGGGUAUGUUAUGUUUUGUUCACAUUUGCAGAAGUCUGAAAAUGAGCUGCAAAUGUAACACUAAACUGCGCGACAUUCUCUAAAUUUACUUUAAGGCUCGCGGUAAUAGUUAUUAUUUCUUGGUCUAGUUUACUAUUUUAUGGCUAUGUAAACUGCACAUUUCAUGUUGAAAUAAAUCUAUGUAGCGUUUGCGAGUAGGCUUUUAUAGAAUAUAGCCGUCAAUUAAAUUGAGCAUGAAUAUUGAUUUUAAUCUAUUGCAUGUCUUUCGUGUGGUAAAGCAAUUAUAUUAUAAACAUUCGAAUAAAGUGUUUUAUGUUAAA